Molecule: messenger RNA, 372 nt
Organism: Teleopsis dalmanni
Lineage: Eukaryota; Metazoa; Arthropoda; Insecta; Diptera; Diopsidae
Product: histidine-rich glycoprotein-like
Exons: 1
Coding region: 1-372 (123 amino acids)
Source: RefSeq, a predicted model, not a curated record
AUGGUUAAUCAUAAUAAUCAUCAUCAGCGGUUCACCGAUCUCAAUCACAUGGUAGAUCAUCAUAAUCAUCAUCAGCGGUCCACCGAUCGUAUCCACAUGGUUAAUCAUAACAAUCAUCAUCAGUGGUUCACCGAUCUCAACCACAUGGUAGAUCAUCAUAAUCAUCAUCAGCGGUUCACCGAUCGUAUCCACAUGGUUAAUCAUAACAAUCAUCAUCAGCGGUUCACCGAUCUCAAUCACAUGGUACAUCAUCAUAAUCAUCAUCAGAGGUUGACCAAUCUCACCCACAUGGUAGAUCAUUAUAAUCAUCAUCAGAGUUUCACCGAUCUCAUCCACAUAAGUGGAUCCCUUGAGAUCGCCGGUAUAACCUAA